Molecule: messenger RNA, 874 nt
Organism: Paramecium sonneborni
Lineage: Eukaryota; Ciliophora; Oligohymenophorea; Peniculida; Parameciidae
Source: the annotation of a GenBank genome assembly
UUUAUAUAUAAAAUAAAUAAUGUCAAGAGUGAAGUAAUCAUUAUGUAAGAAUAAUAAAUAUAAUGAUUAGAUGCAUAGCCAUCUCCAAGUACAGGAAGAAUUUAAAAGAUUUCUGAGAAAUUAUCAACAAUAUAGAUAGGAGUAGAGAAUGAGAGAUUUUAGAGAUUGGAAUAAGCUGAAUAACGUAUUUAAUAGGCUGAGGAUGCAUUUAAUGAAUUUUAAGAAUAGAUUUUUACAAAGCUUAAUGGAUUAAGAGAUUAAGUAAAUAAUAGAUAAGAUAGGUUAACAGUUAGGUAAAUUAUAGAAGUAGGUGGAAGAUGAUAGAUAGGCAAAAGAAUAAGCAAUAGAUGCAAAGAAUAGAGAUGUAUAGGCAUUGACAAAGAAGUUUGAGAAUGCAAUAGAGAAUGAAUAAUAAGGAAAGAAGGAAGGAGAAGCAAAGAUACUUAGAUUGACAGAAGAUAAAUCAGCAUUAUUAAGGACAGAAGUAUAGAAGGAGACAGCAUAAAGAGUAGAUGCAAUUGAAGGAAUUCAUUAAGGAUUGUAAAAUGAUUUACCAAAGAUUUAAGAAGCUAUUAGAGAAGAAGCUAAUGAAAGAGAUGAAUCAGAUUAAAAUGUAUUAAUUAUUAAAUAAAUAAUAUAGGUAAUGAAAUCAAUCACAGAUGAAUUAGUUAAAUUAAGUAAUUUAAUUAAUGUUGAGAAGAGGAAUAGAGAUGAAAGUGAAUAAUCAAUAUUUGAGAUGUUAAAAGAUAUUGUAAAUAGGGUGAAGGUUGAAUUAGAUUAAGAAAAGAGAAGUAGAGAAUAAUCAGAAGAACAUCUACUUAGUUUAUUGGAAGAUACAUGUAAUAAAUUAAGUAUUGCAGCAAAUUUAUGAAGA